This is a messenger RNA of Papaver somniferum (opium poppy), 702 nucleotides long. RefSeq lists its product as uncharacterized. The record is from RefSeq and is a predicted model, not a curated record. The coding region runs from base 1 to 702 and encodes 233 amino acids. The transcript has a single exon. Lineage: Eukaryota; Viridiplantae; Streptophyta; Magnoliopsida; Ranunculales; Papaveraceae. Gene Ontology annotation, molecular function: zinc ion binding; nucleic acid binding.
AUGGCAGCUUAUAAUUCUGCUCUGUUUAAAAUUACCUCGACAUUAAAAUUGUGCGGGGAAAAUGUCACUGAGGAACAAAUGUUAGAGAAAACAUUUACAACUUUUCAUGCCUCGAAUGUGCUCCUGCAGCAGCAAUAUCGAGAGCGUAAAUUUACAGAAUAUUCCGAGCUAAUUUCCUGUUUGUUGAUUGCAGAGCAGAAUAAUGAGCUUUUAUUAAGAAACCAUGAAACUCGUCCUGUUGGUUCCGCAGCGGUGCCUGAAGCACACGCAGCUACACAUUUCAGACAAGGAAAUAAUCAUGGUAAUAAAGGAAAACGUGGAAAUGGUAAAGGAAACCAACUUGGGGGCCACAAAAAUGAACGAGGAAAGGGUGCCCGUUACCAGCCGUACCAACGGCCGCUAAAAAUUGCGGAACCAAAGGAACCGAAGCAAGAAAAGGGAAAGGGUUCUUCUAGUCAACCUCCUCAGAAAAGUGUUUGCUAUCGGUGUGGCUUAACUGAUCACUGGCAGCGUACCUGUCGUACGCCGGAACAUUUUGUUAGGCUCUAUCAGGCGUCCCUGAAGCGACCUGCCGAAGACAUAGAGACAAAUUUAAUUGAAGCCAGUGCCCCCAGUACCAGUGAUACCCACUUGGAUGUAUCUGAUUAUCUCGUCGACCUUGAAAGUGGCGAGCCUAGUCAGUUUUCUUUUGAUGAGCUGUAG